Drosophila novamexicana is the source of this 1971-nucleotide messenger RNA. Its product is annotated as protein lozenge. The coding region runs from base 1 to 1971 and encodes 656 amino acids. Gene Ontology annotation, molecular function: ATP binding; RNA polymerase II cis-regulatory region sequence-specific DNA binding; DNA-binding transcription factor activity, RNA polymerase II-specific. Gene Ontology annotation, cellular component: nucleus. The record is from RefSeq and is a predicted model, not a curated record. Lineage: Eukaryota; Metazoa; Arthropoda; Insecta; Diptera; Drosophilidae. The transcript has 5 exons. Gene Ontology annotation, biological process: regulation of DNA-templated transcription.
AUGGUCACAUCGUCGGCGUCGCCAACGGGAACGGGCUGGUCAGCGCCAGCCGAUUACAAGAGCGCCACCACGGCUGCCGCAGCUGCCGCGGCGGCGGCUGCGGUCAUGUGCGAGGUGAUACCAUCGAGCAGUGCCAGUGUUGGCAGCAGCUCGCCAACAGGUGGCGCCAGCAAUGGUACUGCCAAUAGUGCACACAGUGGUAGCAACAAAAACAACAACAACAAUAACAACAACAGUCGCAACAACAAUAACAAUAACAGCAACAAUGCGGUGCAUCAGGAUCUGUUGUGGAUGGAAAGAUUUGUGCUCGAAAGACAACAGGAAUAUCCAGGAGAAUUGGUGCGUACGAGCAAUCCGUACUUUCUGUGCUCCGCUCUGCCCUCUCACUGGCGGUCAAAUAAAACGCUACCAUUGGCCUUUAAAGUCGUCGCCCUGGCGGACGUCGGCGAUGGCACCUAUGUGACGAUCCGGGCAGGGAAUGACGAGAACUGCUGCGCCGAGCUGCGAAACUAUACCGCCCAGAUGAAGAACGGCGUGGCCAAGUUUAACGAUCUACGCUUCGUGGGACGCAGUGGUCGGGGAAAAAGCUUUACGCUGACAAUUACCGUUGCAACAAGCCCGCCACAAGUGGCCACCUAUGCCAAAGCCAUCAAAGUGACCGUCGACGGUCCAAGGGAACCGCGCUCCAAGACGAGCCCACCCGGCGGUCCCCAAUAUCGAGCACUCGGCCUCGGCCAGCGACCAUUCAUUGAUAGUUUCCCCAAAACUUUUCACGAACUGGAAACGCUGCGUCGCUCCGCGAAGGUUGCGGCAGCCACGACGGCGGCGGCGGCUGCUGCGGUGUCGGUUGCAUCGGCAGGCAACACGCUGACCACAAACGCAAGUAUUGCCCAGCAAUUGGGUAGCAAUUACUCAUCGUCAAAUAGUACAAUAAAUUCGGAUUGCCAGGGCUACAAGCCUAAUGCCCCACAAAUUCAAGAAACCGAUCUGAUAGGCGCCGCUGAAUGGACGGGCUCGGCCAGCUCUGCUGCUAACGUGGCCUACCCAGUAGGAGUUGGUGUGGGUGUUCCCUAUCAUCAUGCGCACCACAGCCACACCCACUCGCACACACACAACCACUCGGCGCAUCACCACCACGCGCACCACUUACAACACCAAGUGGCGUUGCCGCCACCACCACCGCCGCCGGCCGCAGCGCCGGUGCCGGUGCCGGUAGCCACCGCAUCGGCCAUGAAUCACUACAGCAGCGCUAUGGGAGGUUAUGAUACAACUACGCUGGACGCGGGCAAUUAUCAUAUAUCCUCGGUGCUUCCAGAUAUGCAUGGAUUUUCCGCAGAUCCGUAUCAGACGGCCGCUGCAAGCGGGUAUUGCGGUACCAGCUCCAAGUCAGAUCUGGAAUCAAUUAACGCCAGCUAUGGCGCGACGCCAGCUGCCUACAAUAAUCCAGCGGCCUGGUCCAAUGGUUAUAAUAACUACCAGUACGGCAGCUGCUCGGCGACGGCAGCACAAUACGGCGGAGCUGGUGCACAUGCAACGGCGCCACCGCCGCCGGUGGUUCUGUAUCCACAGCUUUACUCAACUGUUAACCAGAACCAGAUACAUCUGCAUCUUCACAGCAGUGAGAAGCUGGAACAGUACCUGGCCACAGACCAGCAAUUGACUAUCAGCUCACUGGCCAGCAAUCGUUCUAGCAUAGAGAUCGGAUUGGGCACUGGCGUCUGUGGCGGCGGCGGCGGCAGCAGCGUAAGCGGAGGUGUCGCCCUGGGCGAGCAGGACCAGCAGGCAGCAGUGUCGAUUGCCGAGCAGGCAGCGGAAGGUGCCUCCCAAAACUAUCACUUGCAUCACCAUCACCAUCCCCACGAGACGCAGCGGCAGAUGGAGGCACAACAGCAGCAUCAGAGCGACGUUAGCAACGAGGCGGCACGGGAAGAGGAUGUUGGCGAUAUGACGCAAGUCUGGCGUCCCUAUUGA